CUGAACAGUCUCUUUCUUCUUCGUCUUCUUCUUCAAAAUUGAAAUUCAAAAAAAAAAGAAAGAAAAAAGUUAGUAACCAAAUAAUUUACGAAUUAAAAAUUAGAAUCUCAACAACAACUUCACGCGCCGCCUUUUCUCUCUCUAAAUCUGAAAUCUAACCACCACCGCCGCCGCCGUCACUGCCGGCGUGUUAAUCUUUAUGAAUCAAAGCAACUAUGGGCGGAGUAACGUCCUCGAUUGCCGCCAAGUUCGCUUUCUUCCCACCGCAACCACCGUCGUACACAGUUGUAGUUUCUGAUACAACCUCCAGUGAUGGUUCACCGGCGGCGAAGCUUUCGAUUCCGGAGGUUCCGAUGAAGGAAAACGUGGAUGUAGUGAAGUUAAGGACUCGGAGAGGUAACGAAAUCGUGGCGGUGUAUGUUAAGUACCAUAGACCUACAUGCACGAUGCUUUACUCUCAUGGAAAUGCUGCUGAUUUGGGUCAGAUGUUUGAACUCUUUGUUGAAUUGAGUAAUAGACUUCGACUUAAUGUUAUGGGUUACGAUUACUCUGGAUAUGGACAGUCGACAGGGAAGCCAACUGAAUAUAAUACAUACGCAGAUAUUGAAGCUGCAUAUAAAUGCCUGAAGGAGCAAUACGGGGUCAAAGAUGAACAAUUGAUAUUGUAUGGCCAAUCUGUUGGUAGUGGUCCCACACUUGAUCUUUCUUCAAGGAUAUCAGAAUUGAGAGGUGUUGUGUUACAUAGUCCAAUUUUGUCAGGGUUGAGAGUACUAUAUCCUGUAAAGCGGACAUAUUGGUUUGAUAUUUACAAGAAUAUUGAUAAAAUUGGUAUGGUAAAAUGUCCUGUUUUGGUUAUCCAUGGGACAGCAGAUGAAGUUGUUGACGUGUCCCAUGGAAAACAGCUCUGGGAACUUAGCAAGGUAAAGUAUGAACCCUUAUGGGUAAGUGGCGGUGGACAUUGUAAUCUUGAGCUUUACCCAGAGUUCAUUAAACACCUAAAGAAAUUUGUACAGACAAUUGGAAAACCUAAAGCAACUACAGAAAAUGGUUCUGAAAAGGAUACUGUAGAAACUGAGAGUCAAGCCAAAGCUAGCAAAGAAUCAGAAAGUGGAACUUCUAGUGCUUCUGAAUUGAGUACAGAGAUUCCUGAAGCUUCUAGAAACAGUUUAGAUAGCCGUCUUAAAAAGUCUAAAAAACCCGACAAACCUGAAAAAUCUCGAAUGAGCACGGAUCAUGUUGAUAGGUUUAGGAGAAGAAAGGGGUUAGUUUGGUAGUCUCUCACAUGAAGUGUACAACAACAACUAAGUCUUAUUCCAUUGAGUAGGAUCGGCUACAUGGAUCAAAUGACGCCAUAAUGUUCUGUUAUAUAUCAUAUCUCACAUGAACUGUUUCCAGAAUAAUUUAUCUGCUUGUAUCCACUAUUCCACUCCUGAGGUAAUGAUGCCUGUUCUAAGAUGAAUAUAUUGAGUGAGUUUUCUGCUUUCUUUCCUUUUUUUAGGUCCAGAAAGCUUCUGUACUUUAAAUGAUUGAAAAGUAAUUUGCAUUUGUAUGACCUGUAAAAUCAACAUCUUGUUAUAAUAAAUGCAAUCUUUAAGGUACUUUAUUAUGGUAAA
Cicer arietinum (chickpea) is the source of this 1613-nucleotide messenger RNA. RefSeq lists its product as uncharacterized. Lineage: Eukaryota; Viridiplantae; Streptophyta; Magnoliopsida; Fabales; Fabaceae. The record is from RefSeq and is a predicted model, not a curated record.